Molecule: messenger RNA, 4011 nt
Organism: Toxoplasma gondii ME49
Lineage: Eukaryota; Apicomplexa; Conoidasida; Eucoccidiorida; Sarcocystidae
Exons: 3
Coding region: 802-3888 (1028 amino acids)
Source: RefSeq, a predicted model, not a curated record
AAAAAUAAGUGAUCAAUUGCUUCAGCCAAUGAGGCCGUGCUGCCAAUGGCCGGUGUCGAGGCGGCCCGUGACGUGUGCUGCUUUUUUUCUGCACGCGGCAUGUGAGCAGCCGGUUUCUCUUAAAAGAAUCAUUUGUCCUGUGAAGCAGACACCAAAACUUGGACAUGCCUAUUUUACUGUUGAAGUCUAAAACGUGGCUUCUCGUCAACACCGAUGACAGAAACUUGCCGGCAAAUUCCUGUCUUCAAGCGCUCAAGCAGAGCAGUCGCUAUUGUUCUGUUCUCAUACGGACCCAGGUCUGGACGAUGCUGGUUUCGCAUGUUGUACUUUUUGAUUCCCAAAACACUGCCUAAUCCUGCUCCAGAAGUCCUUGAAGUUCGCCGAGAGGGAGGUUGGGGAGUCUCUGCGGAAGAAAGUCAGGAAAAGUGUGCGUUCGUUGAUCGUAAACCCGCUCCUGUGAAAGAGCCACUGCCUCCUCGGUUUCACCGGGAAGACAGAGUUCGUUCCAAAAGGCGCAUUUCUUCUCUGUCCAGCACUUGCGUUUCUUCCUGGUGAUUCUUCUCAUUGGAAGUUCUUUGCCUCUCAAAGGCUUUUAACCCUUGCCUGCGGGUCACAGCCAGUUGCUCUGAACCCGUCGCGCACCGUUCCGCCGCUUCGAAACUCGAAUUCGCGAAUUUGUCGGGUUCUGAGUUGCGUUUUCUCGAGACUGCCUCGUGUUUCCCGCAUACGGGUCCCCUCUGUGGUCCUUUAUCAAUUUCGUUGCUGGGUUCUUCCUCCUUUCUCAGUGGCAGGUUCCAAAAAAUGUCCCGACUGGCUCCCCUCACUUUCACUUCCGCGCCGGCGGCAGCCCCGCCCCCCCCGAGUGCGCAUCCACCUGAUCAUGGAUGUUCUACCGGAUCCGCGGCCGCGCUGCGCGCUUCACGGCGGAAACAUCUUCUCGAUUUGCGAGGCGCCGAAGAAGAGCUGCAGUUUCUCGCAGGGCGCGUGCUGCAGAGCGCCGGGCCACCACACAUGCUGCCUUUGGCGGAACUCUGUACGCGAAUGGUUGCGCUGGAUGCCGCUUGCGUCUCCCGCGGCUUGCUGCACUUGACUCGGGGGCUUGCCAAGGCUCUUGGCAGCUCUAGGUCUCUCUUUGUCGGAUCGCGAAAGGCCUGUGAGGAGCGGAUCGAGGCGCAGCGACAAGAGGAAGAGCGGCGGCGCGACACACGGCGUGCAGCGGCCGAGGCUGAGAAGGCAAAGAGACGCGCGACAAGGAGCAGAAACGUCGAGGCCGGGGAAAGUCGACUUUUGGAGAGUACGAAGCGGGAAGCGUUUUUCUGGAGUGAGGCGAGGUCAGCCUGCGAAGAUCCGACGGGGACGAACGGUCAACCGGACUCCGUCUGUGGUUCCCCGAGGUUCACUGACACCGACGCUUCCGACGACGAAGUCGAGUGGUUCAACGCGCCUGUCCGCGACGAAGAAAGCAGCUGUUUUCCGUGGCUGGCUGCCCGUCCCGUGUCGAGUUUUGACGGCGCCCAGUCUCCUCGCUUCUCGGAGGCACAUUCCGCUUCGGCUGACGCGUUGCUUGCUCCGUCUGCUGGCCCUGCGGUCGGCUUUUCCAGCGCGCAAGUUUCCUCAACUUCUUCAGACAUCGCGGCGCCUACAGCUGAAGCGACAGCGGCGGCGAGUGAGGAGAGCGGCGAGCUGUACGUACUCCUUCAGCCGGUGCCUCCGGCGGAAGAGGCGCUGGGGCAUGUCGACGUGGUCGUUCUUCUCUGCAGCUUCUUGGAAGUCGGAGACAUCAUCAGUCUCGGGCGCGUCUGCAGAGGCACUGUGGAGGCGACUCUGCGCGACGAAGUCUGGCUGCCGCUGCUUCAGAGGAAAUUUCCCAAGGCCUCUCUCGUCGAUGAAGACGUCCUCAACAGAGCAGACCAGGAAAAGCAACUCGACGAACAGCAGCAGAAAGAGAUUGUGGAUGCACUGCUGGUCCGCUUUCCCCCGGACUCGCCGACGUCGCUGCCUUCGCUGCUCCUUGCAGCAAACGAAGCGUUGUCCCAGAUCGCCGUCUCGAGGUCGAAUUGUGUAAAGGAAGCAAACACUAGCAUGCAGGCCUCUCACGAGAAAUCCUUGUCGCCGAAGGCGCGUCGCCUCGACGCGGAGGGUCUCCUGCACUUGCUCAGCCUGCACGGAGAACUUUUUAAGCAAGACGCAGAAGGGGAGAAGUUCUGUGUGAACCCGUCUGCGGUGUACAGUGACUGGGGGCCGGUCAAUCCGUACGCCGCAGCAGACUGGACAGCUGAGAAGAGGAAGAAGAUUGAGGAGGAACUUGCGACGCUCCGCGGCGAGACACAGGGCACUUCUGCAUGCGACGAAGACAAGGCGGAAUCCGAAAGUCCAGACAACGAAUACAAACAGCUCGGCUUUCGUCGGGACCUGACCGCUCGGCAAGCGUACCGUUUGUGGCACACGCAGCUGCUGGGCUUUGACCAGACGAGAGAGCGUCCGUGGGAAUACAAGUCAGAGAGCAAUCGUCGGGGGACUUUGCCGGCAGGCCACUUGCUGGAUUUGUGCGAGAGGCGUGUGCGGUUCGUGCGCCGCGAAGACCCGGCGGCUGUCCACACGCUGACUGUACUUACACUCGAGGGGGUCGCUUUCCACAUUCGCGACGGAUGCUUCAACCGCCGAGUGAACAUUUUGCAGCAGGCGCUCUGCAGCGCGCACCUGCGGAUCGAGCGUGAAACCCGGAAGCGUUUUGAGCGAAAACUUCUGGACCUCAUGCAGUUCGUUCGCGGCGAAAGAAAGUUCGGCUUCUACCAGUGUCGCGCGUGCGGCGCACGCUGGCGGAGCGGCUUCACCUACGAAGAAAUUUCUCAGCAGUGUCUCAGAUGCGGGCUGUGGAGCAAAGCCUUCAGAGUCCAGACUCUGCUCUCCCAUGUGGCCGGAGGCCCCGACGAUCCGGGAGCGCCGCGCCAGAGCGACCAGAGCGCCACGUGUCACAAUUUGCUGCAUGCAAGAGCAAGGCCGGGUGCCUCAGCAGGCGCAGGCUCGCGGCAGGAGAGUUCCAGUGUGCCUGGAGGGCGUAGCUGCGGCGCAGACAGGGGACUCUUGGCGGCAACCGGGGAUCCGCCUCUCGAGGGAGUGGAGGGGAGGCAAAGCGAGGGGGGUUCUCGACAGUUUGCGUCGACACAUGUUUCUGCGAGUCGAGCCCAGAAGAACGAACGCCUCCACGCUAGGGCCUCGCCUGCAGGUAGCCACCAACCAGACAGACAGCCACUCUUGCCGACGGGGUCUCGUUCGCGGGGUGGCUUUCGAGGCGCUGACAGACAAAGUGUUCAUUUCCAAUCAAAUCGACGUGGGAGGCCAGAAGCGUCUCAGGGACGAGACAGCUUGCACGGGUUGUUUGUGCCGCCUAGCGAGCGUCCGGUACCGAGAAAUCCUCUCGAGGGUUUACUUCCCGACCCGCCGCAUGCAGUGCAAGCAAGGGGUUUGGAGGUACCUCGGGAGAGACUGAGGGGGGCAGAGAAAAAACCGCGGGAUCCAGUUGCUUCUCAUAGGGGAAACGUGAACGCGAGAGUGCGACGGGGUAACUGCGGUCACGCUCGCUCUGAACCUCCAGAGGCAAAGUUGGAGCGGCAGACGGGGAGGGCGAGAGGGACAUACGCAGAGGGCGCUGAUGGGGGGGGCGUACGACUGUCACACAGGAACGUCAGAGGCCCCGGAGCCACGGGCGUAAACUCCAGAAGCCACUUCGCAGGGCACGGAGACAGAGAGGAGGGGUUCGGGAACCUGACGAGAGCAGACGCUGUGUCGAAGGUUUUGAACCAGCAAAAUCAGAGAUCUCAGAGACACGGAGCGGGAUCUCAAGACACGAACAGCGGCGAAAGAAUGUACGGGUGGGGAAGAAAGUGACCGUGGCUCGGACCCCCUGGUUCGAAACAAACGUUCUUGGCAUCUGAAGUUUGGGUUUCCCAGUAAAUGCAAAUCGAGAAACAUGGUACACGCCAGGAAAUAGGCGUAAACUCAGUGUGGGGG